GUUGGACUCCAAUCCAAUCAGUACCCUAGAACGUGUAAUCGCUACCCCGGUUGACUCAGCGAAUUCCAUAUAACAUAGGAUCACUCAUACGAUGUGGACUGACUCUAGUACUGAUCCUUGACUGACCUUUUGCUCGACCUCUGUGAUGGCAUCUACAAUCGAACUCGCACCUGCAGAUUUGCAAGAAAUCCUUUUAUUCUCUGUCACCCUCGCACGAUCUGCAGGCGAGCUCAUCCUCCAAGGUUCUGAGGCUAUUCUGUCUUCGGGGAAUGUUGACGAGAAGAAAAACUCUGUCGAUCUUGUUACUGAGUACGAUGUCAGAGUGGAAGAACUUGUCAAGGGCGAGCUAAGCAAGAAGUAUCCUGCCUUCAAGUUUAUAGGAGAGGAAUCCUACGCAGCUGGGGCUAGGCCGCCGCUAACCGACGAGCCAACCUUCUGCGUGGACCCCAUUGAUGGAACGACGAACUUCGUUCAUGGCUUCCCGCUCGUCUGCAUUUCUCUCGGGCUGAUCUACAAGAAGUCCCCAGUCUUGGGAGUGAUCUAUAACCCCUUCCUCGACCAACUGUACACUGGAGUGAAGGGACAGGGAGCAUACCUUACCCGACGGAAGGAUGCAACACCUGUUAAGCUUCCCCUAGCCAAGCCGAAGCCUCUUGAAUCACUUUCAAAAGCUCUUCUUGGAAUUGAAUGGGGUUCUGAUCGUUGUGCUGCUUUGAUCAAUAAGAAGGGGGAGUCCUUCAAGCGUUUGGCGGGGAACCCUAACGAGGGCGUGCAAGGAGGCAGGAUGGCACAUUCGUUGCGUUCUCUCGGAAGUGCCGCUCUCAACUACGCCAUGGUGGCUCAGGGAGGUUUAGACUUGUAUUGGGAAAUAGGUUGCUGGCCCUGGGAUAUCUGUGCGGGCACGAUCAUUGCCCAAGAAGCCGGAUGCCUUGUUGCCGGCUCUCGAACUUCUCCUCUUGACAACAAUAUCACAGACACCGUUUUGACAGGAAGGAAGUAUAUUGUCAUUCGCGCAAUUGGAGAUUCUCAGACCGAGAAAGGUGUCGAUGCGCAGAAGAGACUCAUCCAGGACUUCUAUGCUACCGUAGAGGACUUCGAGCCAGUUUGAACGCAACUAAUGAGAAGAGUAUGUUAUUGUACCCAAGGUUAACACUAUCAAUAAAGUAAUGCCACCAGGCAAUCUAUUUGCUCGAAUGAACUAAGUAUCUCUAGGCUGCUCAUCACGUCUCUUCUGCCACAGUUUCGCGCUUAAAGGGCGCAAUCCUUUGAUGGCUGCGAUCCCGCUAACUAUUAAAGCUGUCAGACCGAGUCCAUUGCCCCAUUCGUUCGUUCUUGUCCCUCCACCGAAGCGUUGUCCCGCCCACAAAGCAACCAAGUCGUAGGCAAGUAUGGACCCGAACAAAGGCGUAGACACCGCAGCGGCGAUGGGGAACAACCCGUAG
Molecule: messenger RNA, 1442 nt
Organism: Somion occarium
Lineage: Eukaryota; Fungi; Basidiomycota; Agaricomycetes; Polyporales; Cerrenaceae
Source: the annotation of a GenBank genome assembly